CUGGCUGACACAUUCCAGCAAGGACUUUCUUCGCUUCCCUAUCUGCUCAAUUCAAUUCAAACCGCUUUUCACAAACCUAGUUUCUCUCUCAUGGCCGCUUAGACCAGACUUCAAACCCCCUGAAAAACCCAGAAAACACCCUAUUCUUCAACUUCCCCUUGAAAUAAUGGGCGAAAAUAACAAAAAGAAGAAGAAGAGAGGAGGUGCUAAACGAAGAAUGACUGCUGAACAAACCUUGGCCUUGAAAUCUGUAAAUGAAUGGGUGUGUUUGGCGCAACAAUCUGGUAAUAAUAAUGGUGAUGAAGAUAUGGGAAAAGGGGAUGAUUUUCUACCAGAAACGAUGCGUAGAGCUCAAGUCUGUGAGAAAGUUGUGUUUGAUUUGCAUUCUCAUUCUAUUUGUAGUGAUGGCUAUUUAUCCCCUUCUGCUCUUGUUGAGAAAGCUCAUCAAAAUGGGGUGAAAGUUCUUGCUCUGACUGAUCAUGAUACAAUGUCUGGUAUCCCUGAGGCCUUGGAAGCUGCCUGUAGAUUUGGUAUCAAGAUUAUUCCAGGUGUUGAGAUCAGUACUGUUUUCUCUACAAGAGAUUCUGAAUUUGAAGAACCAGUUCACAUCCUUGCGUAUUAUAGCAGCUGUGGACCAGAAAGAUUUGACGAGUUUGAUCAAUUUUUGACCAACAUAAGGGAUGGACGUUAUGUUCGUGCGAAAAAUAUGCUCUCAAAACUUAAUCAACUCAAAAAACCUGUGAAGUGGGAACAUGUCAUUAAAAUUGCAGGCAAUGGAGUUGCUCCUGGGAGACUGCAUGUAGCUCGUGCUUUGUUGGAAGCUGGCCAUGUUGAGGAUCUUAAACAAGCAUUUGACCGAUAUCUUUAUGACGGAGGACCUGCUUAUUCUAAGGGAAGUGAGCCUGCUUCUGAAGAAGCUGUACAAAUGAUAUGUAAAACUGGGGGAAUAGCUGUUUUGGCACAUCCAUGGGCAUUCAAAAAUGCACUUCCAGUAGUCAGCAGAUUAAAACAGGCAGGUCUGCAUGGAAUAGAAGUUUAUAGAAGUGAUGGUAAACUUUCAGUGUACAAUGACCUUGCCGAUGCUUAUGGCCUUUUAAAGAUGGGAGGUUCAGAUUAUCACGGAAGAGGUGGACGUUUUGAAUCUUCUCUUGGAAGUGUUAGCCUUCCUGUGUUGGCUGCCCAUGAUUUUCUGAAGAUAGCUCGACCAAUUUGGCGUGAUGCCAUAAGAAAUAUUUUGGAGCAAUAUAUUGAAGACCCUUCUGAGCUAAAUCUUAAUCAUAUCACCAGAUUUGGAAUUAAAAGGAUUUCUACCAGUAAUCGUGCCAAAGAUGUAAUUAACAAUUACUUGCGCCUGUGGCUGACUAGAGAAGAGGUGCAGCAUGCAGAUUUUGAAGCCACCAUGUUAAAGCUUUGUGAUAUUGCAGUAAACUGAGAAGUCACGUUAUCCUUUGUUUUUACUUCAUUUUAAUUAUAGGGCAUCUUUAGUUAGAGAUUAAUGCACAUUGUAGUUUGCACUAUUGCUCUUCCCAGCUACAGCUUUGAAUUUCAGUUAUUUUUCUGCGGUCUUAUGCAUAAGCUAGUCUCAUAGGAGAUGUACUCCCAUCAACUGAUUACGGAGUAUCAUUCUCGUGUUUUUGUGGUGCAAAUGAGCAUUGAUUCAUUGUAUUGUGAACGCACAGUUAAUAUAAUGGUCUGUGGCUCUUUCCUUUCA
Spinacia oleracea (spinach) is the source of this 1711-nucleotide messenger RNA. RefSeq lists its product as uncharacterized. The record is from RefSeq and is a predicted model, not a curated record. The coding region runs from base 167 to 1432 and encodes 421 amino acids. NCBI's taxonomy places the organism in Eukaryota, Viridiplantae, Streptophyta, Magnoliopsida, Caryophyllales, Amaranthaceae. Gene Ontology annotation, molecular function: 5'-3' DNA exonuclease activity; 5'-3' RNA exonuclease activity. The transcript is spliced from 5 exons.